AUGUCCCGGCGCACCAUCGGCGGCGGAAGGGUUUUGGGAAGCGGUAGAACCCUGGGACCGCCUGUUCCUCCGCCAAAGUCGACCUCUCCUGUUCCCGCCCAUGUCCUUUCUCCGUCCGCCUCGAGCCUAUCCUUGAACACGUCCCCAAGUGAGGCUUCCACUCCCCCUUCUUCCGACACACAAGAUAUCGCCGCUCGAAUAUCGCUAGAUCAUGGAGCUCCGGGUUUGUCCAUGGCAGCCGCCGCUGCAGGAGACCGUUUGGUCUGCCCGAUAUGCAACGAAGAGAUGGUCACUUUGCUACAGUUGAACCGACACCUGGAUGACGCACAUAAGGAGAUAGAGGAGGAGCAACAGGAUGAAGUCAAGGACUGGUUCAAACAACAGAUGGUCAAGGCGAAGAAGUUUCAACCAUUGGCCGUGCUGAACCAGAAACUCAAGGGAUUGGACGUCUUCGAGUCGAAUCAUGAUCUUGCCAGAAGUAUUACUCCUACCCCGCGCAGUGACUCCGUUGCAAGAGAGGUCAGAGACCUAAGUACUCCACCACCGCUACCCCCACCAAAGCCCGUCGCGGCCGUCAUUGAUCCGGACGACGUUAUCACCAAGCAACACUGGCAGAAGAGAACCGGGCAUGAUGUCUGCUCGGAUCCAGCAUGUGGGAAACGGCUGGGUGCCACGACGACAGGAAUCGUCAAUUGCAGGCACUGUGGCAAGCUCUUCUGCGAAGAGGACACGAUGUAUCAGAUGAAACUGUCGCGGUCGGCCCAACAUGAACCGGUCCGAGGUCUAUGGUAUCGGGUGUGCGAGACGUGCUACAAGAGUCGGGAGGGGUAUAUGGACAGACAUGGUCUGGAGCGAGACCGAAUGGGCGACUUCGAGGCCGUGAGGCGGAACAGACUCAGCCACAAGGAAAUGGAGGUCUCCCGGUUGGAAAAGAGACUGUCAAGGCUCACGCAUCUGUUGGCCAAUCCGCCGGACGAGAUUCCACAACCCACUACUAACAAGAGAUGGUCACUGAACUGGGUCCAACCGGAUCCCCGAAAGGCACUGGAACAAAGUGUCGUGGCAUGGCAAAAUGACGCCGAGAUCCAACGAUGUCCAUACUGCCAGCAAGAGUUCACCCAGUACACAUUCCGUCGACACCAUUGCAGGACCUGUGGGAAAGUCGUCUGCGGCGAUCCGGUUACCGCGUGUUCGGUCGUCGUGGGCCUCAAUGUCGCAACAACUAACACCCGCCUCUCUCCAACAGAAAAGUCCCCACUGGGCAACACCGUCGCUCUGGACAUACGGCUCUGCAAAGACUGCCAUCACACGCUGUUCUCCCAUCGAGACUUCCAAGCGUCCUUGACUUCACCUUCGAUAGAAGCGUUCGCACGCGCAUACAGCAAUCUUCUGCAGUUCGAACGCGGGAUACGGUUAUUACUUCCGAAAUUCCAAAGACUCAUCCAAGCUUUACAAGACCCCGACCAACCUCCUUCCUCAUCCCAACUCACGGACGCCUCGCGCACGCGCCGACGGCUUAUGGACGCAUUUACGCAAUACGACAUUGCAGCGCGUCGGAUCCGCGACAUGCCCAGCCAGUCGGCGACGCAGCUCAAACUGCAAAAGGCCAUCUACCAGAAUGCCACUCAGUUUCUUCAUCUGCACAUGCUGCCUCUGAAAUCGCUCCCCAAGGUGCUCAAACACGCGACCCCACACGGAAGCGGAAUAGGUAGCGGUGUGAAACCAGACGCCAGCAAUCCACGCGCCUCUCUCGCCGUGCUCAACCGCAACCACAUGCGCAACGAUAGCAGCUCGAAUAUCUCCGUCACCAGUUUCGCCUCGUCGCGAGUCAGCGAGCUCGAAGCCGAAGAGAAAUCGCUGCGCGAGCGUCUGAUCGUGCUGGAAGAGCAGAAGUUCAUGGUCCAGGAGAUGAUCGCCGACGCCCACCGGCGGCGCAAGUUCGACGAGGUCGCGGCUCUCGCGGGCAACGUCGAAGAUCUCAGCGCCGAGAUUGACCGGGUGCAGAAACUGGUCGAUAACCUGCGCAGCGAGUUUGAAGGCGUCUAUACAGGUUUGUCUCCUGCCAAUGGCCUGGGCAGUGGUGUCAACAGUCCUGUACGGAAGGCUUCGGAUAUAGGCACGAGUAAGCUGAGGGCUGGAGCCGAGAAUGGAUGA
Messenger RNA from Capronia coronata CBS 617.96, 2154 nucleotides. RefSeq lists its product as uncharacterized. Gene Ontology annotation, biological process: DNA repair. The coding region runs from base 1 to 2154 and encodes 717 amino acids. Gene Ontology annotation, molecular function: metal ion binding; DNA binding. The transcript is spliced from 2 exons. The record is from RefSeq and is a predicted model, not a curated record. NCBI's taxonomy places the organism in Eukaryota, Fungi, Ascomycota, Eurotiomycetes, Chaetothyriales, Herpotrichiellaceae.